GUUGCUGCACCGGCACGAUGACUUUUACGUUUUCGUCGUAUUGAACUUUGCCGUCGUGUCGCUUUUUCUUUUAGUUCUUGUUUUCUCCGGGCUCGCUUGCUGUAACUUCUUUAUAUAUUAACUCGUCGAGCAACAAGGGAAACAGCAAAGAUGGGUCUGCUAUACGCGCUGCGCGUGAGAAUCAUGAAUUUCAUGAUUUUCUUCUUGAUUAUAAUCUUGUUGCCGGGUUUGCCACCGCGUACAACUUUCCCCUACAAAGACUUCAUUGUGACCCCGCCCAAAGAACUGAAAGGAGCCCUGGAGUCCAACUUUCACCUGGAAGGAGCUGAGCGUCUACUUGAGGGUCGCAUCUACGGCCCUGAGCAUCUGAUUGCGCGCAACAACGAGAUCUACACGGGUCUCCACGGCGGUGAGAUCAUCAAGAUCACUGCCAACCAUGUCACGCAUGUUGCCAAGUUCGGCCAGCCUUGUGCUGAGAACUUUGAGGAGUCACGUUGCGGCCGUCCUCUGGGUUUGGCAUUCGAUACCUUGGGCAACAAUCUGAUUGUCGCCGAUGGUUACUAUGGCUUGUGGCAAGUGGACUUGACAACCAACAAGAAGACUCUGUUGGUCUCCCCGUCACAGGAGCUGCCUGGCAAGGAUAUUUCACGCCCAGCAAAGAUCUUCAAUUCGGUGACAGUGAGCAAACAAGGUGACGUCUAUUGGUCGGACUCCUCGUCGGACUUUUUGAUCCAAGAUUUGGUCUUUACCUCGUUUGCUAAUCCAUCGGGCCGUCUAUUCAAAUACAAUCGCGCCAAGAAUGUGAGCGAAGUGCUGCUGGAUGAAUUGUUCUUUGCCAACGGUGUGGCCCUCAGUCCCAAUGAAGACUUUAUUGUUGUGUCCGAAACUGGCGCCCAACGUCUGACCAAAUACCACCUCAAGGGACCCAAGGCGGGACAAAGCGAAGUCUUUGUCGAUGGUCUCCCCGGUAUGCCCGACAAUUUGACGCCUGAUGCUGAGGGUCUUUGGGUGCCUUUGGUGGUGGCCGUUGAUAGUGAGCAUCCAUCAUCGUACUCGCUCUUCUCACGUUUCCCAAGCGUGCGUCUGUUUCUGGCCCGCAUGCUGACGCUGUUCGAGCUGCCUUUCCGCUACCUGGAUCAGGUGUAUCCCAACAAGUUCUCCAAACGCUUUGUGCACUUCAUCGGCCAUGGCGAGAGCAUCAUGCUGCUCUCACCCAAGCGCACAACUGUGGUCCGUGUGGACUGGAAUGGCAACAUUGUGGGAUCGCUGCAUGGCUUCGACAAGAGCGUGUCGGGAGUUUCGCAUGUGCUCGAGUUCCAGGAUCAUUUGUACUUGGGUUCGCCAUUCAAUCAUUAUUUGGCACGCGUCAAGUCGCCAAAGGCAUCCAAGCAGCCAACAAUCAAGGUGCGCAAUGUGCGUGUGGAGGGUGAAGGAUUGGAGGCUUCGGUGGGAGCAGCGCCAACAACAACCACAGCCAAGCCAAAGGCAACAACAACAACCACUACUACCAAGAAGCCAACAACAACCACGACAACAACUACGACCACAACAACUACGGCAAAGCCAGCGACAACAAAGGCGCCUACAACGACAACAACAACCACGACAACCAAGAAGCCAACAACAACCACGACAACAACAACCACAACGGCAAAGCCAGCAACAACCAAGGCGCCAACAACAGCUAAGCCAACGACAACAACAACAACCACACCGAAGCCUGAGACAACAACAACCAAGCGCACAGUGCCAAAGAAGCCAGCGCCAGUUGAGGAAGAGAUUCCCGUGGACACGCAGCCACCACAGAAGGAGAAGCUGAAGGUGAUCAACAAGCAAGGAGCACACGUUGAGCUUUAAGCAACAUAACAUCAACACACCAACAACAUCAACAACAACAACAUUCACAAGCAACAUCAGUUAAAAAGAUGUUCUUAGUUAUAGUUUUGGCUAGAAAUUUCCCUUUUACAUUUAAUUUAGCAAUGUUUUUGCUUGAAGACUCGACUCGGUUAAUUGUUUAGUUAUUUGCUAUACCAAUUAGCUAAAUUGUAACUAGCCAACACUCACCUAACUGUUAACUUAUUCACUGUGGCAGCAGUGGCAGCUUCUUAUAUGUCGCACAAUUUGCAUAUAAUUAUUGUGUUCUGCCUUUGUCAUUGCCAAUCGAAAUUGAAAUUGUCAUUUAAACAUUAAUUCCAAAAAAAUGCUCUUUCACUAUAAAUGAAACAUUCCAGCUACUAUGUUUAGUACUAAUUGCAUUUUUCGUACACAUUUUAAACAAUGUCAACCCCAACUCACAUAAACGAACAUUGUUAAGCAAUUAAUAUAACAACUAUUUUUGCAAAACGAAGAAAAAACAAUUGGAUUUUGUUGUACUCGA
This is a messenger RNA of Drosophila nasuta, 2377 nucleotides long. RefSeq names its product adipocyte plasma membrane-associated protein hemomucin (gene Hmu). The record is from RefSeq and is a predicted model, not a curated record. Gene Ontology annotation, cellular component: endomembrane system. NCBI's taxonomy places the organism in Eukaryota, Metazoa, Arthropoda, Insecta, Diptera, Drosophilidae. The transcript is spliced from 4 exons. Gene Ontology annotation, molecular function: hydrolase activity. Bases 151 to 1857 code for a protein of 568 amino acids.